This is a messenger RNA of Acanthosepion pharaonis, 1797 nucleotides long. The record is from the annotation of a GenBank genome assembly. Lineage: Eukaryota; Metazoa; Mollusca; Cephalopoda; Sepiida; Sepiidae.
AUGGGUUACACAUGCUUUUCUUCUUUUUUCUUUUUUUUUUUUCCCUCUCUCUUUCUCUCUCUCUCUUUCCCCUCUCUUUCUCUUCCCCUCUCUUUCUCUUCCCCCUCUCUUUCUCUUCCCCUCUCUUUCUCUUCCCCUCUCUUUCUCUUCCCCUCUCUUUCUCUUUCCCCUCUCUCUUUCUCUUUCCCCUCUCUCUCUUUCUCUUUCCCCUCUCUCUUUCUCUUUCCCCCUCUCUUUUCUCUUUCCCCCUCUCUCUUUUCUCUUUCCCCCUCUCUCUCUCUUUUCCCCUCUCUCUCUUUCUCUUUCCCCUCUCUCUCUUUCUCUUUCCCCUCUCUUUCUUUUCCCCCCUCUCUUUCCCCCUCUCUCUUUUCUUUCCCUCUCCCCCUCUCUCUCUUUCUCUUUUUCCCCUCUCUCUUUCUCUUUCCCUCUCUCUCUUUCUCUUUCCCCCUCUCUCUCUUUCUCUUUCCCCCUCUCUCUCUUUCUCUUUCCCCUCUCUCUUUUCUCUUUCCCCUCUCUCUUUUCUCUUUCCCUCUCUCUCUUUCUCUUUCCCUCUCUCUCUCUUUCUCUUUCCCUCUCUCUCUCCUUCUCUCUUUCUCCCCUCUCUCUCUUUCUCUUUCCCUCUCUCUCUUUCUCUUUCCCUCUCUCUCUUUCUCUUUCCCUCUCUCUCUUUCUCUUUCCCUCUCUCUCUUUCUCUUUCCCUCUCUCUCUUUCUCUUUCCCUCUCUCUCUUUCUCUUUCCCUCUCUCUCUUUCUCUUUCCCUCUUUCUCUUUCCCUCUUUCUUCUUUCUCUUUCCCUCUCUCUCUUUCUCUUUCCCUCUCUCUUUUUCUCUUUCCCUCUCUCUUUUCUCUUUCCCUCUCUCUUUUUCUCUUUCCCUCUCUCUUUUUCUCUUUCCUCUCUCUCUUUUUCCCUUUCCCUCUCUCUUUCUCUUUCCCUCUCUCUCUCUUUCUCUUUCCCUCUCUCUUUCUCUUUUCCUCUCUCUCUUUCUCUUUCCCUCUCUCUUUCUCUUUCCCUCUCUCUCUUUCUCUUUCCCUUCUCUCUUUUUCCCUCUCUCUCUUUCUCUUUCCCUCUCUCUCUUUCUCUUUCCCUCUCUCUCUUUCUCUUUCCCUCUCUCUCUUUCUCUUUCCCUCUCUCUUUCUCUUUCCCUCUCUCUCUUUCUCUUUCCCUCUCUCUCUUUCUCUUUCCCUCUCUCUCUUUCUCUUUCCCUCUCUCUCUUUCUCUUUCCCUCUCUCUCUUUCUCUUUCCCUCUCUCUCUUUCUCUUUCCCUCUCUAGUUUACAAGUACUUUGUUUUCUACAGAAUCCUUACCAAUUCUUGUGGAACUGUAACUAAAAUCUGCAAAUACUGUUCUAACCAUGUCAAUGUCAAUGAUAUUUUGCCUCACUGGAUAAACUGGCUGCCUAUCUAUGAAGACGAAGAUGAGGCUGAACAUGUGUAUGACUACCUUUGUGAAUUAAUUCAAUUGAAUAAUGUGAUCAUCCUGGGAGAAAAUAAUAGCAACCUUCCCAGAAUUUUCGAUAUCAUGGCCACAGUUUUCCAUAAGCAAGUCUUGAAACCAGAUUGUCCAGUUUAUAACAGGAUGUUGGACAUUCUCAGACAAGUGCAAACCAAUGCUGAUUUAUUCAAUGCCUGCAUUGCUACAAUGUCUGACUCUCAACGGAAUGCCCUGUCUGCUGCACUCAGUGCUCCUCCAAUAACAAAAAUGAUCCGACUUCUUGAUAAUUAUUUGUGCUUGUAUUUCUUUUUUCUUUUCUUUUUUUUCUCUCUAUCUCUCUCUCUCUCUCUCUCUCUCUCUCUCUGA